AUGUCAUUAUUAUGUUCUAACAAUAAUAAUAGUAAUAGUAUUUUUGAAAAUUCCAACGUCAACAACCCAAUAUCACAACUUUCAAACAAGCUUUUUCAAGAUGCCACCACAUCUAAAAGAAGCCUAAUACUGACAGCAUCAUCAACCGAACAGGAGGAAUCAAGGAAAUUUCCGUCAUUAGUAAAUUCUUCUUUUCGUACAACGGCUAUGAAUAAUUAUGAAGAGUAUGAAGAUGAAGAAUGGAGCGAAGAAUGGAGUGAUGAAAAAUUGACAGAGUUAUAUAUUAAACAACAUGGAUUAGAUCAAUCUCUUAAUGAUUAUGAUAAUAAUGAUAAUUUAUCAAAAAAUAACGAUUUAAUGACUUUUCAUACAAAUCAUCAUGAUUUAUUUCAAGCACAACUUUAUUUGUUUGAUCAUAUUUUUUCAACGAUUCUAACACAUCAAAUAACCUCUUCAUCAUGUAGACCUUCACCAUCAUCUGAAUGGAAUUGGACAAGAUUAUUUUCUAAUUCUAGGUGGAAUAGAAAGAAAAUAAAUAAUAAUAAUGAUAAAUUAAAAACAGAAUAUUUAAAAAAUGUUGCAAGAGAAAGAUUACAACUUUUAAUUGGUGAAAGAUUUUAA
Messenger RNA from Entrophospora candida, 621 nucleotides. Lineage: Eukaryota; Fungi; Glomeromycota; Glomeromycetes; Entrophosporales; Entrophosporaceae. The record is from the annotation of a GenBank genome assembly.